AAUAAGAUGCUGAAAAAAGUAUGUUUCAAUACUUUAACAAAAUAGAAGAGUAGCAGCAGCAUAAACAAUUGAUUUUAGUGCAAGUGUGUUUUUAGUUUGUGAAAUGCAAUGAUUAAACUAAUACAAAAUACUGUUGCCUGUGCAGAAAAAAAGAAUUAAAAAAGAAUGUUUUGAUCAUCUGGAUGUGACCUUUACGCGCAGCAACCGUGGAAACAAUUUGUUAACCAUAAACGGAAAACCGUUUACACUCAAUCGACGCAUUAAGGAUGCCUGCUACUGGGAAUGUGUCAAGUUGAGAUCACGCUUAGUCAAAUGCACCGCUCGCGUAAUAACCAAAGCGAAUCGGAUUUCGUCGCUGCGUGGUCAACAUAAUCAUCCAUAGAAAGAAAUCUCCAGCUUACCAUUAAAAAUAAUAAAUAUGAGCCGUUUUACGACAGCCAAAUAUUGCGCAGUAUGUGCGAUCCAAGCGUGGCACAGAUCUGGUCUAUCACGCGGGCAACACUUACACGCCCAAUGAGAAACUGUGUCAGGGUCAGAAAUCCCGCGACUGGAAGUGCUCCAUGUACCACAAGGCCAAGUGUCGUGCCCGUCUGGUGACGCGUUUGUCCAGUCAGGGCGAUCAGAUACAUGAAACUAAUUCCCGACAUACGCAUCCCAAUAUGUAUACGUUGGAACGGCAAGAGUGUCCGAGUGUGGAGAAGCUCUGUGAUGCGCGCAAUCCACUUUGCAGCAUUAUUCGCAUACCAAAGACGGUUGACGUUUACCUGCCCGUAGACUUUGUGGUGCAUGCUAAUGGAAAAUUAGCGUCCCCCAAACAGCAUAAGCUACGCUUUAUCAGAGGCCAACGCCAGACGAUGCAGUUAGUUUAUAAUCAAUAUGCAUACGCCAAGAAUAAUGAGCAUGGAGCUACAACCUACUGGAACUGCCGCAUACGUCGUGCUGGUCUGGAGCCUUGCCAUGCACGUCUGUCGACCACCAAGCUGCCAAAUGGCAAAUACAAGAUUUGUCUUAACCGAUCGGAGCAUAAUCACAUGCCCUCUAAGCGCAUUAUGCGCAUGCUUAACCAAACAUUAAAAUAAACAUAAUUUUUAAGCGAUUAGUACAAAAAUAUAUACAUAUAUGCG
Molecule: messenger RNA, 1124 nt
Organism: Drosophila busckii
Lineage: Eukaryota; Metazoa; Arthropoda; Insecta; Diptera; Drosophilidae
Exons: 4
Coding region: 561-1079 (172 amino acids)
Source: RefSeq, a predicted model, not a curated record